CCACAUAACGGCCCUUUGGGAAGGAGCUGGCUCAGACGGGACACAGAAGACUACCAACUACUGGGUGUUUCUCUUCUUUUCCCUCCCACCGAUCUUCACGUGAUUUCCAGGAAAAGGAGAGAGCCUGUUUGGUGCCAACGGCCCCGCCUGGGCUUCGAGAGGUAAAAAUGGUAACAGCUCAGGAAGAAGACUUGCAGCUGCUUCUUGAAAAAUUUCUUGAAGAUAAAGAGAACAAGCAAAUAGAAGAAGAAUUGAAACAACUAAUAGAAGACCCAAAAAAUGACACACAAAAGAUCAUUGAUGAAAUGAUAAAAACAAAUAUUGAGCUAAAGAUGAAGAGUAAAAAGCUUGAAACUGAGUUGCAACGUCCUUCAUCUUAUCUGAUUAAAAAGAAUGUUCCUAAAAAGAAAAUGAAGUUCACAUCGGUGGAGAGCCCAAAGGAUGACAGCCAAUAUUUAAAUAUCUCCUGUUCAUUUCAAGUAACUACACAAUUUGAAUAUGAAUUGCAGCAAGGACAAGCACUUAUCACCUUUGAAGAUGAACAAGUUGCACAGAAUGUGAUAAAAAGAGGGAAACAUCUUGUAGAGCUUGAGAAUGAGAAGGUGAAAUUGACAGCCAAAGCUGUCCCACUAAAAACAGGUCUAAGUCUUCAGGUUAACACAAAGAUUUCUAAGAAAAAGAUUGACGUUGCUGAAAUACCUGAUGUGUUAUCUGAAGAACAGAUGAGAGACAAAUUGGCACUGUGUUUCAGUAAAUCCCAUUAUGGAGGUGGAGAAGUAGAACAUGUGGAAUAUCAUAAAAAUUCCCGAACAGCUGUUAUUACAUUCCUUAAGAAUGGAGUUGCUGAUAAUAUUCUCAAGCACAAGGAAUAUCCUCUUUAUACAAGUACUAACUCCUAUCAAAUUGUUCAUGUUUCCCCACAUGUGGAAAAACAAAUAGAAAAGCUGCAGGUAUUUUCAGGAAUUUCUAAGAGGACUGUCCUUCUGAUGGGACUUAAAAAUAUUCAAGAAGAUGAAGAAAGUAUAGAAGAUGAAAUUCAUAUUCAUUUUCAGAAAGGGUCAAAUGGGGGAGGGGAUGUAGAAGUUGUUAAAUGCGCCCUCAAAAAACCUGAAAUAGUAUAUUUUGAGGCUGAUCUAGAUCAAGGGUGUUUAACCUGGGGAUCAUAAGCUUGUUCAAAUUUUUUUUGAUAACUAUAUUUCAAUAUAAUUGAUUUCUUUUGCAAUCCUAUGCACUUUGUGCAUUUAA
Molecule: messenger RNA, 1245 nt
Organism: Phascolarctos cinereus (koala)
Lineage: Eukaryota; Metazoa; Chordata; Mammalia; Diprotodontia; Phascolarctidae
Gene: NMI
Product: N-myc and STAT interactor
Cellular component (GO): cytoplasm
Source: RefSeq, a predicted model, not a curated record